AUGUUUUCGUCAAAUAAACGAAAAUCAAUUUCAUCUAAAUCUGCUAUAGCUCCUCAGCCGAUAGCAGAUGAUUUAAAACCAUCAGAUCUUGAUAAUGACAGUCCAAGUCCAGACCAUAAGAAUUUCGAUCGUGAUCUGCUUAAACCUCAAGAUCAUACCAAGGAUUGUCCUAGUUCAUCGACUUUAAAGUCUUCUAGGAACUCGUUGGAUGAAAAGAACAUUUUAUCAUUGAAAUCAAAACCAUCAACUAUAAAUAAUAAUUUCAUUCCUCCCAAACCUCCCAAACCUACAAAACCCUCAUCGUUACCAAUAAAGAUUAAUCAAUCAAAUCACAACGAAUCCUCUUUAAAUUUAAAAAAUGAUCCAAUAAUUUCCUCUUCAACAAAACCACCCAUAUCCUCACAUGCUGAGAGUAAAUCUCGAUUUAAUAGAAGUUCUGCCAUAUAUAGUUCUAAACUCACUUCAGAGCCUAAAAGCAGGGGUUCGAUUAUCGGAGAGAGUCCUACUAAAAUAUCUCAAAAGCAUAAACGCACGGGAUCUGCUCCUAUUUUAAAUACUCCAUCUAUGUCAAUGAUUAAUAAUUUAAAUAAAAUAAUUUCAUCAAAGUCAAUGGUGAAUUUAAAUGAUGAAUUUGAAGCUAAAGUUGAUAGGGAGACUCCGAAACAAUAUCUUGAAAGAAUGAUGUAUAGUGUUUCAAGAUCAAAGUUGGUCACUAUAUUAACACAAAAAACUGAUGCUUUUCAUCAAUCCGCACUCAAAGCUUACAUGGAACUUUUUGAAUUCGAAAAAGUUCCUAUCGAUCUUGCGUUGAGAAAACUCUUAAUGGAAUGUAAUUUACCAAAAGAAACACAACAAAUUGAUCGAGUUAUGGAGGCUUUUGCUAAAAGUUAUCAUGAAUCAAAUCCUGACUUAUUUCCUUCUGCGGAUGAUACUGAUGUUAAUGGUCAAACAAUGCUUGGAUCCCCGACGCAGCAUCGUCAAAUGAGACUAUUUUCUUCAAAGGAACGAAGAAAAUCUACACGCUUUAAAAAUGAUCCUUACUGGGUUAUACAAACUAAAUUACCUACGGAAUUUAAACCUAAAAUCAAAGAUAUUGUUCCUACGGAAAAUCCGUAUUCCUAUAUGGGAACCCUACCAGCUUUAGAUAUCACAGAUCUUCAUCGUGUAUUUUCUACAUCUAAUACAAUUCGAAUUACCGGUGUUAAAAACAGACGUAAAAGUCAUACAUUUAAAGAUACCUCUGGCCCUUUUCAAUCAACUGAUGAUGAUGGUACUUUCCUUCUAAAUAUAACCAAAUGUGGUAAACUUGGAAGAAAGAUUGAUUUAAUUGAUGGUAAAAGGAAGAGUAGUUUUGUAAGGCAUUGGAGAAUAUAUGGUGUCAUAUUAAGUGGUAGUCAAUUAAUGUUUUUUAAAGAUGAAGUAGGGUUCAAUUUACAGAUGAAAAAGUUGGACAAUCCUGAGAAAUCAACGUUACCAAUCUUAAAACCUGAUGUAAUACUCAUGACAGCAGAUUCGGUGGCUGUUUAUGAUAAAAAUUAUAAGAAACAUAAAAAUGUUUUUCGUUUAGUAUGUCCAAAAGGACAUCAAUAUUUAUUUAAAGCUGAAAAUGAAGAUGAAAUGAAUGAUUGGAUAUCAAAGAUCAAUUAUGCUGCCACAUUUAAAACUGCUGGAUUAAAAAUGAGAAAUAUUCGAAAUCAGAAUAUUAGUCAACUAAGACGAAGUCUUGGAAUGGGUUUGUUAGGGUACAGUCAUGAUGCUGCUGCAAAAGAAGCUCAAGGACGUACAAACUUGAUUCGUUCAAAAAUUACUGAGCUCCGUGAUAAAAUUUCUACGUUAACAUCUCAACUUCAAGCCGACAUUCGAUUUCGAAAUAAUCUAUUUCUAAUGAUGCCAUAUAAAUCAUCAACAAGAGAUCGUAUAUUAAAAGUUGCAACUUUAGUAGCAUCUCGAUUAAAACAUACAUGUUUGGAAUUAAGUAAAUUAUUAUGUUAUCAUGAAAUUUUGGAAAAGGAUUUAUGUUCAACGGUAAUGGAGGACAAAACUUAUUGGCAAAAUCGAAGAAGUUAUUUUACACCUGGUGAUAAUGAUAUGGAUGAUAAUAUAUCAUCUACUGAAACAAUAACAAAUUUAUCAUCAAAACAUAAAAGUCAUGAAAUGUUUGGAAAAUUAUUUAUUAAAGAACCAAUUAAUAGUAAUAAUAAAUUACUCGAACCAUUUGAAAGAAAUUCCGAAAAUACAACAAGACCUGCUACUAUGGGUUCUUUACUUCGUGCUUCCGCAUCAACUUUGUCUUUAAAUUCAAGUUCUGGUGAAUCUAGUAGAACUUCUCUUUCAACUUAUGGUGAUAAUGAAGAAGGUUUUGAUUUUCAUGGAAAUGUUUCGGAAUAUGAACUUGAUGAGCGUGAUGAUUGUAGUUUUAGAGAUGAUGCUAGUAGUAUAAUUGCUCUUGAUGAUGUAAAAGAACAAUUAUCAUCGGUAAAUGGAAGUGAAAAUGAUGAUUAUAAUGCAA
Messenger RNA from Racocetra persica, 2509 nucleotides. The record is from the annotation of a GenBank genome assembly. Lineage: Eukaryota; Fungi; Glomeromycota; Glomeromycetes; Diversisporales; Gigasporaceae.